AUGGCGAACAAGUUUGGAUUAGGUUCUUUAUUUUUAGAAACUAAAAAACCUAACACAACAGCGUGGAUAAAUAAAACCAAACCUUACUUCCUAGAUCAAAUCGGAGACACUCUUCAAGGUGAUUUAGAUAUGAACAAUUUCAAAGCAACCAAUUUAAAGUCUCCGGAAAACGAUAAUGACGCUGUUCACAAGAUAUAUUUACGGGAACAAAUAAAUUCAAUUGAAGUAAAUAAAAACCAUUCAGAAGAUAAAAUAAGUGAAAAUGAAGAUACGUUUCAACAGGAAUUAAAUGCUCUGAAAACUAAAAUUAAUAGUGAAUUACAAAAAGAACUAAGAAAUAUUAAACAACAAAUACGAAACAUAGAUGAUAGCGAAAUCAAAACCUAUAUUCAACAACAAAUACAAAAUAUUGAUGAUAGUGAAAUUAAAACCUAUAUUCAACAACAAAUACAAAAUAUUGAUGAUAGUGUUAUUCAACAACAGAUAACCACUAUUAAUAACCUAGUUUUAAAACAGGACAAAAAUAUAGUCGCAUUAGAAAAGUAUCUCAAGAAAGAAAAUAAAUCAUAUUAUUUCAAUCUUCCAUUUGGAAAUUUGGGACGGAAUCGUGGUUCUACUUCUAAUGAUAUUGAUAGAUCAAAAGACUAUGAAUAUAAAAAAUAUAGAUUUAAAGUAAAUAUAAGAGUAUUUUCUUCUAAUGUUCUUAGCCCCUAUAAUAUAUUUAAUAUUGAUGAUCCACCAGCUUUUACUUUUAAAGGAAAACUUUGA
This is a messenger RNA of Lottia gigantea (owl limpet), 768 nucleotides long. RefSeq lists its product as hypothetical. The coding region runs from base 1 to 768 and encodes 255 amino acids. Lineage: Eukaryota; Metazoa; Mollusca; Gastropoda; Lottiidae. The record is from RefSeq and is a predicted model, not a curated record. The transcript is spliced from 2 exons.